Dichotomopilus funicola is the source of this 1023-nucleotide messenger RNA. RefSeq names its product putative cyclase-domain-containing protein. Lineage: Eukaryota; Fungi; Ascomycota; Sordariomycetes; Sordariales; Chaetomiaceae. Gene Ontology annotation, molecular function: arylformamidase activity. The transcript has 3 exons. The record is from RefSeq and is a predicted model, not a curated record. Bases 1 to 1023 code for a protein of 340 amino acids.
AUGGCUACCAAUUCAUUUCCGGAUUUUGACGACCUCCCCAAGGUUGAGGGACAACCCCAAGGAUGUGCUUGGGGCGUGUUUGACAAAGAUGGGAAGAAGGAUGUUUUUGGCACGCUGAACUUUCUUACUCCUGAAAUCGUGGCGGCUGCAAGCAAGGAAGUGAAGGAUGGUAUUUCCAUCUCACUCAACUGGCCCCUCAACGGCAUCAAGAUCCCCUUCCCCAACCGCAAACCUCCCGUACAUACUCCCCAUCGCCUACGUGACAUAGGCAUUGACUACGAGGGCUGGGACGACGAGCUGGCCAUCAACACUCAGUUCAGCAGCCAGUGGGACAGUCUCCUCCACGUCACAACCGACGGGCUAGCCUACAACGGGUUCCAGCCGACCGUCGAAGGUCUCUCAGUACAGUCAACCGCCGAAAACCCACUGCCGACCAUCGAGCACUGGCACUCGCGCGGCGCGCUGGCCGGCCGUGGCGUGCUGAUUGAUUGGAAAGCGUACCAGGAACAGACAACUGGAACACCGUACCACCCGCUGGAUGGACAUCGGAUCACGGUUGAGGAUAUCGAGAAGGUGGCUGCGUUUCAGGGCGUCGAGUUUAAGCCGGGGGAUAUUUUGAUUGUGCGGACUGGGUAUACGGAGGUGCUGGAGGACCCGAAGCCGGAGGAUAUGGCUAAGUUUGCCAAGUUUGGGGGUGGCCUGGUUAUACCGGGGGUGCAUGGGAGUGAGGAAACGGCCCGGUGGUUGUGGAAUCGGAGGUUUGCGGCUGUCGCGGGAGAUGCGCAUGCGUUUGAGGCUGUGCCUGGGUUGAAGCCCGAUGGGACGCAGCUGCCGUUGUCUGAGUUGGUCCUGCAUCCCUGGUUGCUCACACAGUUUGGCAUGUCCAUUGGCGAGCUCUGGGAUCUCAAGGCCGUGGCCGCGUACGCAAAGAAAACGGGGCGGUACAGCUUCUUGCUGACAUCCGCGCCCCUGAAUCACCCUGGGUUAGUGGCAUCGCCACCUAACGCUAUUGCGUUGUUCUGA